This is a messenger RNA of Paramecium primaurelia, 2646 nucleotides long. NCBI's taxonomy places the organism in Eukaryota, Ciliophora, Oligohymenophorea, Peniculida, Parameciidae. The record is from the annotation of a GenBank genome assembly.
AUGUCUGGAUUUCUAUUUUACAAAAAUAAAUAAGAUACUUCGAUCGGUUUUGCAGUAAAUAAAUUAAAGUUGAGCAAUAGAAAUUCAAUAUUAAGAAUAAAAAAGAAAAUGUAGUGCCUUGUUUAAGAAAAUGAUUCUCUAGCUGACGUUUUUUAUUAAGUUAAAGAUAUAGAUGAACAAAUAUUUGGCGUCAUAUUAGAAAUAUUUAUAAAGGAGAAAGUUUAAGGUUGCAUAGGGUAUCUUUCAGAUUAUGAAAAUCAAAAAAUUUAGGAACAAUACAUCUUACAAAAAGGAGAGAAUAUACUAGAAGAUGAUAAUAAAUAGCAAUUUUAUGAUUUUAAAAAUAACAUCAAACAAAUUACUAAUGUCUUAAAAAAAAUAAAAGAUCAUGGCUUCAAUAAGUUAGACUAUUCAAAUGAAGAAUAUGAAGAAUCUACAUAGAAUUUAAUUAAAGGAAUAAAAUACGAUAGAUUAAUCAUAGAAUUUUUGAAAUUUUUAGUUCACCUUACAUCUAUAGAUAAAACUUUCCUCUAAUGUGGGUCUAACUCAUUACAUAUUUUAGUUUAGAUGAAGGUGGACCUUAGAAACAAUAAUUUUGAAAAUAUUCAAAUCUAAAAUACUUCUUUAGUAGAAGCUAAUUUUGCUAGAUGUAAUUUAAGUGGAUCCUAGUUUAAUAAUGUCAACAUAAGUGGAAUAAACCUGAAUGGAGCCAUAUUAUUAAAUUGUAAAUGGAAAAAUUUAAAAAUCCAUGAAUUAAAUAAAGUAAAUGGUCAUACUAAUUAUGUCUACUCAGUCUGUUUCUCUCCUAAUGGAAAUAUAUUAGCAUCUAGUAGUAGAGAUAACUCUAUCCGUCUAUGGGAUGUCAAAACAGGAUAAUCAAAAGGCAAAUUAGAUUGUCAUAGUAAUGGUAUUAACUCAGUAUGUUUCUCUUUGGAUGGUAAUACAUUAGCUUGUGGGAGUGGUGAUAAGUCUAUCCAUCUAUGGAAUGUGAAGACAAAGAAAAAAAUAGUUCAAUUCGCUGGUCAUUUGGACACUGUCAAUUCUGUCUGUUUCUCUCCUGAUGGAAAAAGAUUAGCUUCUGGUAGUAAUGAUAAAUCUAUCCGUCUAUGGGAUGUAAAAACAAGAUAAUAAAAAUCCGUAUUGGAUGGUCAUACUAGUCAUGUCUUGUCGGUCUGUUUUUCACCUGAUGGAACUACAUUAGCAUCAGGAAGUAGUGAUAACUCUAUCAGUCUAUGGGAUGUCUAAACAGGAUAAUAAAAAGCCACAUUCGAUAGUCAUAAAGAUUGGGUAAUGUCAGUCUGCUUCUCUCCUGAUGGAAAUACAUUAGCUUCUGCUAGUUAUGACAAAUCUAUCCUUCUAUGGGAUGUCAAAACAGGAUAAUAAAAGGCCAAAUUAGAUGGUCAUACUAGUGAUGUCUACUAGGUCUGUUUCUCUUCUGAUGGAAAUACAUUAGCUUCUGGUAGUAGUGACAAAUCUAUCCGUCUAUGGGAUGUUAAAACAGGAUAAUACAAAACCAAAAAAAAUGGCCAUACUAGUUUUAUCUCAUCAGUUUGUUUUUCUAUUGAUGGAAAUACAUUAGCUUCUGCUAGUUAAGACAAAUCUAUCAUUCUAUGGGAUGUAAAAACAGGAUAAUAAAACCAGAAAUUGUAUGGUCAUACUAGCACUGUCUACUCAGUCUGUUUUUCACCUGAUGGAACUACAUUAGCUUCUGGUAGUGAUGAUCACUCUAUCCGCCUAUGGGAUGUCAAAACUGGAUAAUAAACAGCCAUAUUGGAUGGUCAUAGCGGAACAAUCUACUAAGUCUGUUACUCUAUUGAUGGAAAUAAAUUAGCUUCUGCUAGUUAAGACAAAUCUAUCAUUCUAUGGGAUGUAAAAACAGGAUAAUAAAACAAGAAAUUGGAUGGUCAUACUAGCACUGUCUACUCAGUCAGUUUUUCACAUGAUGGAACUAAAUUAGCAUCUGGUAGUUAUGACAAAUCUAUCAUUCUAUGGGAUGUAAAAACAGGAUAAUAAAACAAGAAAUUGUAUGGUCAUACUAGCACUGUCUACUCAGUCUGUUUUUCACCUGAUGGAAAUACUUUAGCUUCUGGUAGUAAUGAUAAGUCUAUCCGUCUAUGGGAUGUAAAAACAGGUUAAUAAAAGGCUAAAUUAGAUGGUAAUACUAGUUAUGUCUAUUCAGUCAGUUUCUCACCUGAUGGGAAUAAAUUAGCAUCUGGUAGUUAUAAUAAUUCUAUUUGUAUAUGGGAUGUCAACACAGGGUAAUAAAAAGCCAAAUUAGAUGGUCAUAGUAAUUGUAUUAAUUAAGUCUGUUUCUCUCCUGAUGGAAAUACAUUAGCAUCUGGUAGUAGUGAUUAAUCUAUCCGUCUAUGGGAUGUAAAAGAUUUUUAAUCCUCUGAUAAAAAUUACAAAGAUAUUUUACCUCUCCCAUUUGCCAAUAGUAUUACUACCCAAUUUUUUUUAGUUUAUCCUAUUGUAGCAACACUCGUCAUUAGCCAAUACAUAUCUUUUGAAGCCUAAUCAACUAUAAUUUUUAAAGGAGAAUUCAUAAAUCACCAAGGCAAAGACUUAUGUUAUUUAUUCAAGAAUAGAGGGGCUUAUUUUUUAGAAAGCUCUUUAAACAUUUCAUAGAAUUCAAUUAAUGUUUGA